Messenger RNA from Thermothielavioides terrestris NRRL 8126, 3146 nucleotides. RefSeq lists its product as uncharacterized. Gene Ontology annotation, biological process: clathrin coat disassembly; clathrin-dependent endocytosis. Gene Ontology annotation, cellular component: cytoplasm; vesicle; intracellular membrane-bounded organelle. Bases 213 to 3014 code for a protein of 933 amino acids. NCBI's taxonomy places the organism in Eukaryota, Fungi, Ascomycota, Sordariomycetes, Sordariales, Chaetomiaceae. The transcript has 2 exons. The record is from RefSeq and is a predicted model, not a curated record. Gene Ontology annotation, molecular function: clathrin binding.
AGAACCUGGGGAUACCCACAAGAGUUAGCACGCACCCUGGCCUGUUGCCCAAUGUGGCGCAACAUUCUAUCCCCUUGGCCUUCCUUGACCCGAUGCUUCGAGAUUCGAUAGCUGCAAUUCCGAAUCAGGAGGCCGCGAGACUUGCCUGUGUGAUCCAACUCGAGUCAUCCUCCUAAAUGCCGCGCUGACAAUUCCUUGCUGCCAACCGCACAAUGGACGAUCUCGCGGGGCUGAACUGGUCGGUGCCCAACCGCAGUCAAGCACAACUGGCGCAAUCGCGAUCGACGCCCCCGAACCCCGCGGUGCCGGCCUACCCUUCCCUGCGCCCAACCCCGUCGCCCUUCGCGUCCGGCCGGAGUACCCCGCUCUCGGCUCAAGGAUCCGGGAAUAUUGCACCCAAGCCGCCAGCCGCGACAACGGCGCCGGACAGCUUCGGGAACCUUCUCAGCUUCGGCGCAGGGAAGACCAAUGCAAAGCUCAGUCUACGCGAGCGGCAGGACCAACUCGAGGCCGAGAAAAGGAGAAAGGAGGAGGAGCAGCGCAAGCAGGCACAAGCACAGUACGGAGAUGGGAGCUUCUUUGACUCGCUGGGCCAGACUCAGUCCGGCUCCCGGAGCACGCCGUCGUCUGGCGCCCUGGCGCCGCCGCCGGCAGCGGAGCCGGGCUUCGGGAUGCAGAGUGGGAAGGCAGCGGCCGAGUCGGACGAUGAUCUGUUCGCGGCGUUCAAUGCCGAUACCAAGGUCGACAACUCCAGCUACUACCCGCCACCCACGCAUUCGAGUAACCCUUCUCCCGCAAACGCGCCAGGAUUGGACCUCACAAAUCCGCAGUCUUGGAACAACGCUGCGGUAUCUUCAUCUGGCGGGGGCUUUGGGGACGACGAUGACGAUCCGUUUGGGCUUGGUCAACUGAAGGCAACGUCUUCUGCGCCGGCGCCGGCGCCCGCUGCCGCUGACCUGGACGAGGAUGAUUUGCUUGGGGAUCUAGGUAAACCGGUGGAUCAAAUAAGGAAGAAGUCAGCACCAACCUUUGCGCGAGGACCUGAGCCGGGCAAACCUAUUGAAGAUUCGUCUUCAGAUUCCGAGGUGGAUCAAACUGCUGCGUCCGACGAUCCCUUUGACAAGGCCGUCGCUCAGCUCGUGGACUACGGCUUUACCCCCGAAAACGCGAGGAGAGGUCUUACGGAGAGUGGAGGUGGGCUUGACGUUCAGGCCGCCGUUAACUGGCUGCUCGACGAUGCUCACAGACAGGCGAAGGAGCAGGCCAAGGGCCGGGGAGGCGUGAGCGAGCAGCCCGGGGGCGGCGACGAACGCAUCUCAAGUCGAUCACGAGACGCGGCACCCUCCUGGAUGCGAGACGGUCCAAGCGGCGGCGGUCCUCGGAGCAGGGACAACCGAUCACCGGCGCCAACGGAAGGGGACUUUGCCAAGACAGCUGCCGCUGUGGGCUCAAGUUUUCUCAAGACGGCAAACAGCCUUUGGAAGACAGGGCAAAAGAAGGUUCAAAAAGCAGUUGCAGAGUUCCAACAAGACAGCGAUCCCAACCAGCCGAAGUGGAUGCGGUCAACCGCCCAAGGCCAUGCCUCCGGCGCUCCCGUAAGGGAGACAGCCGAAGUCACUGACGAAGCCCUGAUGCUGGAAUCAGGAAGGCGGCCUGAAGGAAGAUCGCGGAAUUUAGCGCCGGAGCGCCGGAACCCCAGCGAGUCUCGAGCUCGUGAACGCUCGCCAGCCCUACCACCCCGGCCAGGACAGGGAGGUCAAGUGCCCAGAUGGCAGCAGGGUUCGCAGCCAACUCUCGAUCCGCGCAGCCGGCUGAACAGACAGGCUGCGCAGGAAGAGAGCUUUCAAGCAUAUGUAAGCCCAGCACGGCGAAAGAAGGCCACUCCCCAACCGCAGCCUGAGGUGGAGGCAACGCCACCAGCACAGCGUGAGCCUGAUCUCCUAUUCGAUUCCACCACACCUUCAACGUCUAGGUCGACACCACCAGUUCGGUCGUCCCAGCCAUCUCCGGCCCCUCGACCCUCGGCACGGCCGUCUCCUGCUCCGGCGCCCGCCCCUCCGCGGCCUUCGCGUCAAAUUCCCGCCAUCUCUCCAAUCGCGCUGCAAAACUCAACAAAACAUCGCGUCGAAGGCACUGCGCACUUCAAACGUGGCGAUUUCGCAGCUGCCCACGCCUCGUACACUGCCUCUCUUACCGCCGUUCCGCAAGACCACCCACUCACCAUUCUCUUGCUCUGCAAUCGCGCCCUGACAGCGCUCAAAAUAGGCGAACCGCGCCAGGCAGUGGAAGAUGCCGACACGGCCAUCCGCCUCAUCGGCCCGGGCAAAGGCGAGGGCGAGCACGUCGAGCUCCAAGGAACCGGCGACUCGCCGGCGGAAAAGCGCGACAUGCGGGACCUCUACGGCAAAGCACUCAGCCGCAAGGCGGAAGCGCUCGAACAAAUGGAGAAGUGGGCCGACGCGGCGGCAGUCUGGCAGCUGUGCGUUGAAGCCGGGCUGGGCGGGGCGACGGCCGCGGCGGGGCGGCAGCGCUGCCAGAAGGCCCUCGCGCCGAAGCCGGCACCCGCGCCCAGACCGGCGUCCACAUCCCCCGCCGCUCUACCCACCCGGCCCAAGGCCACUGCCACUCCUACGAGCCAGAAGAGCUCCGAGGCCGUGCAGCGACUGAGGGCGGCGCACAAGGCCGCCGAGAAGGAAGGGGACGAGAGGAUCGCGCUGACGGAUAAGGUGGACGCGCGCAUCGCCGCGUGGCGUGAUGGGAAGCGCGACAACCUGCGCGCGCUGCUCAGCAGCCUGGAUAGUGUGCUGUGGGAGGGCAGCGGGUGGAAGAAGGUGGGCCUGCAUGAGCUGGUGGUUCCAAACAAGGUCAAGGUGGUCUACAUGAAGGCUAUCGCCAAGACACAUCCUGACAAGAUUGGGCAAGACGCAACGACCGAGGUGCGCAUGAUUGCCGCGACGGUGUUCAGCACGCUGAACGAGGCAUGGGACAAGUUCAAGGCGGAGAACAAUAUGUAAGGGAGUCUUGAUGACGUUUAUGAGAAAGGGGUUAGACGUCGAUUGUGGAAUCAAGCGAGCAUAUAGAGACUAGGAGUGGCCUGCGUGCUGGGAAUUGCGGAACUUGGAACUCGAAGGGUCAACAUCGAACAU